This is a messenger RNA of Melospiza georgiana, 3017 nucleotides long. It is a transcript of the gene AGFG1, whose product is annotated as ArfGAP with FG repeats 1. Bases 37 to 1935 code for a protein of 632 amino acids. NCBI's taxonomy places the organism in Eukaryota, Metazoa, Chordata, Aves, Passeriformes, Passerellidae. Gene Ontology annotation, molecular function: GTPase activator activity. Gene Ontology annotation, cellular component: cytoplasmic vesicle. The transcript has 15 exons. The record is from RefSeq and is a predicted model, not a curated record.
CGGCGCCGUGCCGGGCCGUCCCUCGCCGGCGGGGCCAUGGCCGCGAGCGCCAAGCGGAAGCAGGAGGAGAAGCACCUGAAGCUGCUGCGGGAGAUGAGCAGCCUCCCGCCCAACCGCAAGUGCUUCGACUGCGACCAGCGGGGCCCCACCUACACCGACAUGACCGUGGGCAGCUUCGUGUGCACCUCCUGCUCCGGCAUCCUGCGGGGCUUGAAUCCACCCCACAGAGUGAAGUCAAUUUCAAUGACUACGUUCACACAACAGGAAAUAGAAUUUCUGCAGAAACAUGGAAACGAAGUGUGCAAACAGAUUUGGCUCGGCCUAUUUGAUGAUAGAUCAUCAGCAAUUCCAGACUUCAGGGAUCCACAGAAAGUAAAGGAAUUUCUACAGGAAAAAUAUGAAAAGAAAAGAUGGUAUGUUCCUCCAGAGCAAGCCAAGGUGGUGGCAUCAGUCCAUGCAUCCAUCUCGGGCUCUUCUGCCAGUAGUACAAGCAGCACGCCUGAGGUGAAGCCGCUCAAAUCUCUCUUGGGAGAAGCUGCACCCGCACUGCACUUAAACAAGGGCACACCUAGCCAAUCUCCUGUUGUAGUUCGAUCUCAAGGACAGCAGCAACAAGAAAAGAAACAAUUUGACCUCCUCAGUGACCUUGGCUCAGAUAUCUUUGCUGCUGCCCCUCCUCAGUCAACUGCUACAGCGAAUUUUGCUAAUUUUGCACACUUCAACAGUCACACAGCGCAGAACUCUGCCAAUGCAGGUUUUGCAAACUUUGAUGCAUUUGGACAGUCUAGUGGCUCGAGUAAUUUUGGAGGUUUCCCCACAGCAAGUCAGUCUCCUUUUCAGCCCCAAAAUACAGUGUGGUGUUGUUUUAAACUUUUUUUUCAAAUUUUCUUUCUCCCUUCUUAUGUUAACUUUAACCCACACACAAUUUCUGGCUGUCCAGCGUUCAGAACGCUUUCAUCUAGCUGCAGUUUUGGUGAAUUUACUUCAGCUUUUCCUCUCCAGGCUGUACACAGUGGAAGUGCUGGAUCAGUGAAUGCUAAUUUUGCUCACUUUGAUAACUUCCCCAAAUCCUCCAGUGCUGAUUUUGGAUCCUUCAAUGCUUCUCAGAGCAACGCCACAGCAACUGCAGCCAGUAAAGCUGCAGUGAAUAAACUGAAUCUUCAGUCAGCUGACAAAUAUGCAGCUCUUGCUAAUUUAGAUAAUAUCUUCAGUGCAGGGCAAGGUGGGAGUGAGCAGGGAAGUGGCUUCAGCACAGCAGUGUCCUCAGCAGGCCCUGCCCUGUCAGCCCCCAACCAGCCAAGUGCGUCUUCGGACAAGUACGCGGCGCUGGCGGAGCUGGACAGCGUCUUCAGCUCCACGGCCACCUCCAGCAACGCCUACACCGCCACCAGUAACGUCAGCAGCAAUGCUUUUGGAACAGUACCUGUAGCUGCUACAGCACAGACGCAGCCUGCAUCUUCAAGCGUGCCUGCUCCAUUUGGAGCAACACCUUCCACAAAUCCAUUUGUAGCUGCCCCUGUUGCCCCAGUGGCACCUUCAACAAAUCCAUUCCAGACCAAUAGCCGAGGAGCAACAGGCCUCUCGGGAGCAAUGCACUCUCACAUAUUUCCUCAGGCUCAUUUUGCAGCAACAUUUGGUACUGCAUCCAUGAGCAUGCCGGCAGGAUUUGGAACUCCUGCCUCCUACAGUCUUCCUACUAGUUAUAGUGGCAACUUCCAGCAGCCCACGUUCCCAACCCAGGCAGCUUUCCCUCAACAGACUGCUUUUGCUCAGCAGCCAAAUGGAGCAGGUUUUGCUACAUUUGGGCAAGCAAAGCCUGUAGUAACUCCUUUUGGACAAGUUGCAGCUGUUGGAGUAUCUAGUAACCCUUUUAUGGCUGGUGCACCAACAGGACAAUUUCCAACAGGAAGCUCAUCAACCAAUCCUUUCUUAUAGCCUUAUAGACACUUUACCCAAAAGAACUCUUAUGUGGUCACAUAACAUCUCUGCGCCUCUUGCACUGUUGUCUUGUUUCACUGAUAUUAGCUUUAAACACAAAAGAAGUCUUUAAGAAGUAAAAAUAAAAGCCUGCAUUGUGUACCUUUAAAAAGUUUCAAAAAGGAAAAAAAAAAAAACACCACCCGACACAAAAAGCAAGAAAAGCAACCCCCCACGAGGUAAUAACGUGCAAAACAGAGGGCUGUGGUAACAUCCUUGAACCUGUGAAGUGGCAGGUACAAAGUAGCGGUAUCAUGUGUAUUACAAUUGGCUAAUAAGUUAUUGCAGAUACCACACUCAUUAUGCUGCAGUACUGUACAUAUUUUUCUUAGAAAAUAGCUAUUUGUGCAUAUCAGUAUUUGUAACUUUAACACAUUGUUAUGUGAAAAUGUUACUGGGGAAUAGAUCAGCCACUUUAAGGUGCUGUUGUAUCUCUUGGAAUGAAUGAGCUGCAUCAUUUUAACCAUUGGUAUUGGAAGUCACGAAGUUAAAUUGAAGGUUUGUUCAUUUCUCAAAAUGUUUUCCUUUCCUAAGAGCUCUUCUAUUUAUACAUGCCUAAAUCUCUAAUGUUAGAGGGAUACCUGUCUGCAUAAUAAAGCUGAUCAUGUUUUGCUACAGUUUGCAGGUGAAAAAAUAAAUAUUAGAAAAAAACCCCUGUGUAGCAUUAUUUCUGUGCAGUAACAUGUACUGAAUGAAAAUGUACACACUGUGUCUUGUAUACAGAUGAAGUGUCCAAAGCAGUGUGUUUAAAGGUGAGCUAAGCCUAAAAUUUUCACAUCCUCACUUGGAUGUUUCUUUUUGCCCUUGUGAUGAAGCUCACUGUUCUAGCUCAAGUGAAGUGACCUGUCACACAGGAGAGUGUUAGGUGAGGUUUGGAUUGUUUGCAUAGAGUAUGUCAUGAAGGACACUGGAAGCACUGGGAAGGGUAGUUACUGGAGAGGAGGUUUGCAGCAAAGGACACCUUAUUAUGGGUAACUAAUGACAGGCCUUAGUUGUGCUCUGAACAGAGUGUGUAACAGCAGGCCAAGGGACCACAGAUG